CACAUCCAGGAUAACGGCGGGUGGGAGGGGAACCAGACGUGGGACUUACUUAACUUUGUCGAGAAAUAAAAUAAGCUGCUUCAUACACUCUAAUAUCUAGCGGCUGUAGCGGCGGUAAAUCAAGGCCCUCAGCACCACACGGUCACCGAUUCACAGUACGCGAGACCCAUCAAGGCUACACAGACGCAGAGCGCCGCACCGCCCAAGCAGAAUUUGGAUUCCAUGCUAGGAAACCUCCAAGCAGACAUGAGCCGUCAAGGAGUCAACACCAGCCAAAAGGGAUGCUGCAACGCCUGCGACAAACCCAUCGUCGGGCAAGUCAUCACCGCUCUGGGAAAAACCUGGCAUCCGGAGCACUUCACCUGCGCCCAUUGCAGCCAAGAAUUGGGCACCAGGAACUUCUUCGAGCGGGAGGGUAAGCCGUACUGCGAGCCCGACUACCACAACCUCUUCAGUCCGAGAUGCGCCUACUGCAACGGACCUAUUUUGGACAAAUGCGUCACCGCUCUGGAAAAGACCUGGCACAUGGAUCACUUCUUCUGCGCUCAAUGCGGAAAGCAAUUUGGCGAAGAAGGUUUCCAUGAAAGGGAAGGAAAGCCCUACUGUAGGGACGACUACUUCGAUAUGUUCGCUCCUAAAUGUGGCGCUUGCAACAGGGCCAUAAUGGAGAAUUACAUUUCAGCUCUCAACGCCCAAUGGCACCCAGAUUGUUUCGUGUGUAGAGACUGCAAGUUAGCCGUACAAGGAAAAUCUUUUUACGCCGUAGAAGGUAAGCCGGUGUGCCCAGCUUGCAUCGGCGCUGAGGAAGAAGAGGACGAAUGAAUAUCUCCCAACCCCCUAAAAAUAUGCCCACUAUCUCUUAUGCCCCUCCCCUGAAAAAAUGCCCCCCUCAAAAACCCUGAAUUUUAUUGUAUAAAGUAUAUCGUUUGUAUUUUAUUUUAAUAAAGGUGAAAAAAAAUGAACAAAAAAACAAAAUAUAUAAAUAAAUAAAUAAAUAAAAAAAACAACAAAAUAGAGAAAAACAAAACAAAAAAAAACGGUGAAAAGGGACCACAAGUGUUAUAUGCCGAGACCUGUUUAUUAACUUUUAAUUUAUCGGCGCAUUUAUUCGAGUGUUUCGAGUAAAUCUGCCGGUGUUGUAAUUAUUUUGCUGGUUUCUCAGUUAUUGUAUUGUGUGGAAGCCAAAAAGUUUAUUUUCGGAACGGAGACGUUUUAGAAAACGUUUAUUUUUAAAAAAAGAUUCGAAUCUCGUUCUCGCGCUGCCGCGUCCGACGCCUGUGGUCUCUUUGGG
Molecule: messenger RNA, 1291 nt
Organism: Psylliodes chrysocephalus
Lineage: Eukaryota; Metazoa; Arthropoda; Insecta; Coleoptera; Chrysomelidae
Source: the annotation of a GenBank genome assembly